Molecule: messenger RNA, 1490 nt
Organism: Brienomyrus brachyistius
Lineage: Eukaryota; Metazoa; Chordata; Actinopteri; Osteoglossiformes; Mormyridae
Exons: 2
Coding region: 630-1355 (241 amino acids)
Source: RefSeq, a predicted model, not a curated record
UUUUUGUGUGUGCAAAUCAACAAAUCUUGUUUGCAAUCAAUGGCCCACAUUUGUGAGAGUAUUUUGUAAUAUAGUAUCUCAUAGAAAAUGUUGAUUCUGAAAGGAAACUAAAGGUUUUCUGACAAAUGUAGUGGGGUGUACUCAUUUAUGCUGAGCACUGUAUAUAUAUGGUGGUGCAGUGGUUAACACUGUUGCCUCACACCUCUGGGACCCAGGUUCGAGUCUCUGCCUGGAUUACAUGUGUGUGGAGUUUGCAUGUUCUCCCCGUGUCCUCGUGGGGUUUCCUCCGGGUACUCCGGUGUACCCCCACAAUCAAAAACAUGCUGAGGCUAAUUGGAGUUACUAAAUUGCCCAUAGGUGUGCAUGUGAGAGUGAAUGGUAUGUGAGUGUGACCUGUGAUGGGCUGGCCCCCCAUCCUAGGUUGUUCCCUGCCUCGUGCCCAUUUUAUUGACAUAAAAGUCUGUUCCUCUAAUUAUAGAAUAAUAUAUAGAAUAAUUAUACAAGAGCUAUAAUUAUUAUGAUGUUAUUAUUUAAUUGUGUGGGCCGUGUUGCUUGAUUACAUUUGACUCUUCGGCACGUGGGACGCUGCCGGUUUGAAAGACGCAGCUUCACUUGUUUUCUGCACCAAGAUGACGAGAAACAAACGAAUUGCAAAAGCUGUCAGCUGGAGCAACGAUCGAUACUGGGCAACUUGGGACAAGUGGAUGGAAGUGAUUGACUGGGAAGAUGAGGAAGAGCUGUGCUCCCCAGCAGAAUCACCCUCUGACCAGGCUGACCGUUCCAUCGUGUCACACACCCGAAAGCCAAUUGCCAAGGCAGUUAGCUGGACGGAUGAUGUGUAUUGGGCAGCCUGGGACAAGUGGGAUGAGAUCAUCUGCUGGGGUGAAGAAGGAGAGUGCUCCCCAGCAACUCCACCCAUCAACCAGCCUGGGAGGGAUAAGGGGUUAGACAUGCAUGGGUUAGAGGUUUUUCUGUUAAAUGAAAGGACAGUCUCCAUAAAGCCUGCAGAUGACCACCAAGACAGGCUGAAAAUAGGAGCCGUAGUGGUCGACCUCUGCCAGUUUGAGCUAGAUGGUGUAAAUGAUAAAUUUGAAAUUGUCGAAAUACAAAUUGGAGAGGUCAAAUUGGAGGAGACUGCAGAGAGGGGUUUUAAUUCAGAAUUUGAAUUGGAAAUUUUGGAUGUGGAGAUAGAGGUUGUAGACAGUGAAUUCCAGCUGAAUGCUCUUAAUUGGGAAAUUGCUGGAACUAAAGUGGACAAAUUAUUAGUGGAACACCUGAACAUAAAUAAUCUAGAAGCAGGCAGUGUGAAGGUGUCCACAUCAAAUGGGAAUGUGGUAUAUGUCAAUGGUAUGUGAGUGUGUUUGGUAAUGAUGGGUGUGAAUGGUGUGUGUAAGUGGUGUGUGUGUGUGUGUGUGUGUAUGAGAAUGGUGAUUGAAUGGUGUGUGUGAGGUAAUGGCGUGUGAGUGAAUGGUGUGUGUGAGUGACAGGUG